AUGAUAUCAGUAGCAUUUCAUGGAACAAGAGCAUAUCUUAUAGACAAAAGUCUUAUACCAAUAGUUUUGUUAUGGUUAGACCCAGUUGUUGGAUAUAACUUCAUAACUUAUGGUUCAUUCGAUACGGAACGUUGCAGUGAAGGCUUACUUUACAUCGUUCAGAAACCGAAGGACUUCAAUACAAAGAGAUAUAAGAUAGGAAGAACAUAUAAUAUAACUCAAAGAUAUGACAGUACAGUCAAUAGAGUCAAGGUUGUGUUCGUUAAUGAUAUGAGAGCUGCUGAAACAGAACUGCUUGAAGUUUUUGAGAAAAUGUAUGGUGCUCCCACGAAAGGUAAAGAAACGUUUGAAGUAGAUGAGAUAGAUAAAGCUAUAAAAUUAUUUGACGAAGUUGCUGAAAAAUACAUGUAA
Messenger RNA from Trichomonas vaginalis G3, 411 nucleotides. RefSeq names its product organellar and viral DNA polymerase type B. The coding region runs from base 1 to 411 and encodes 136 amino acids. NCBI's taxonomy places the organism in Eukaryota, Parabasalia, Trichomonadida, Trichomonadidae. The record is from RefSeq and is a predicted model, not a curated record. The transcript has a single exon.